Messenger RNA from Rotaria socialis, 600 nucleotides. NCBI's taxonomy places the organism in Eukaryota, Metazoa, Rotifera, Eurotatoria, Philodinida, Philodinidae. The record is from the annotation of a GenBank genome assembly.
AUGACUACAGAUGAAACCAUUCUAGAUGAGCUUCUAACCAAACUUGAAUCUUCAUCAACACUACAUGCAAAAAAAGACGACGAUGAUGAUAGAAUUUGCUGCCCUAAAGAAAAAUUUCAUGAAGUUGAUGGUGGUGCUGCAUUAUACAAUGAUGGUCUCCUAGCAAAAUACUGUUUUCGUGCGUUAUCAAAAUAUCCAAUUAUUUAUGGUUAUAAACGAUAUUCUUAUGGAACACAUCAGAUUCGUUUUCAAAUUGAAAAACGAGGAGAUUUACGUUCAUUUUUUGGAAUAAUGAGUUCAUUAGACAAAGUAAGCAGAGUCAUAUCAACAGACUUAGAUAAUAGAUCUCUGUAUGGAUGGUGGGAACUUAAUAGUAUUGUUACGAAUGGUAAAGUUAAAAGAAGUAAAGAAAAAAAUGAUAUUGAAAAAAAUGAUGAAUUAACAUUAACAUUAAAAUGUGAUCAACAACAGAUAGAAUUAGAACAUCAUCGCACUAAACGUUUAUUAAAGCUAUCAGUUGAUAUUCUAUUAUGUCCGUUUCCUUGGAAAAUAGUUGUUGAACUACCUACUUAUGGUGAAUAUGUACGCAUUGUUCAAUAG